AAGAUGUGGAGCCUUGACAACCUGCUGGUUACCCUGUGCAUUUCUCUGAGCUGUGUGAGCAGUGCAGCAGGGUUGAUCCAUGUGUUUGGAUAUGAAGGGAGAGACGUUAAUGUUGCUUGUCCCUAUGGAGAGGGAUAUGAGUCUUAUGAGAAGUACCUGUGCAGGAAUGACUGUGGCAACGAUGAUGUUCUCAUUACAACGACAGGAGCACCAAAGAACAAAUACUCUAUCCACGAUGACCAAAAGAAACGAGUCUUCACAGCGACCAUCUCUGAUCUUAAGUUUAUGGAUGCUGGCAAAUACUGGUGUGGGGUGACUAUAACUGGUUACGAUAUCUACCCUGCUGAAGUAAAAGUGGAAGUUAAACAAGACACCUGCUGUGACCGAUCCACCAAAGUCCAAGGUUAUGAGACAGGUUCAGUGUCCUUCAGUUGUCCGUAUGACUCUAAGUACCUGAACAACAUAAAGUACAUCUGCAGAGGAAACCAGCCCUCCACAUGUCUGCAGCAGGCUUUAAUCACCUCUGAUCACAAACCAAACAGACAGUUCACACUGACUGAUGAUACAGCUUCAAGGAAAUUCACAGUGACUAUCACUGGUGUGACCCAAAGGGAUUCUGGGUCGUACCUUUGUGGUGUCCAUAGAAACACUGGCCUGGAUGUUUUCUCUGCUGUUGAGCUGGAAGUCAAUGAGUGGUGCUGUGUGAAAUCAAGCAAACUGAGCGGCAUUGUGGGACAUCCAGUAACCAUGCAGUGUCCCUAUCCACCACAACACAAGAAUAACAGGAAGUUCCUCUGUAAGGGAGACCAUCACAUCAGCUGUACAGACAUGGUGACGAGUCAAACCAGGUUCACGCUGCAAGAUGACGUCUCUUCCAGCUCUUUCUUGGUGAUGAUCACAGAGCUGAAAGCAGGUGAUGCUGGGACAUACUGGUGUGGUUCAGACUCACAGUGGACUACUGCUAACUACACCAAGAUUCAUCUGUCAGUAGACACACCACAGACCAACAGUGUGACGUCAACCAUCACUGUGGAGGAAUCUGCCAGAUCGCCAUCAAUGCAUAUCCCUGGUAAAGAUGUCAUGGAUGCAACACUCUUUCACUCUGUGGUUUUCAUUGUGCCCGCUGUGCUGCUCAUACUGGUGAUUGCUCUGGUUGUAGUUUAUAAAUACAAAUGUCACAAAGUGCGAGGAGAUGAAGCUGUCAUCAUGAACAGAAACAAAACCAAGGCAGCAGAGGCAGAGGACGUGAUCGAUCUCCCAGAUAUUUAUGAAAAUCAGGAAGUUGUUGUUGUGCACUCAGAGCACGGGACCUCCAAACCGCAGAAGACCUGUGAUGAUAAGCUUCUGUUAAGCAUUACAUCUCCCAGGUCAGUGCUGUCCUCGUCAAGUUGUUCCUGGUCAAUGUUUGCAUGGAGUCCACCACAGACCAGCACUGUGACCUCAAUCAUCACUGUGGAGGAAACUGUCUGAUCGCCAUAUCAAACAUAUCAAGGAUGCAACACUCUUUCAUUCUGUGGUUUUCAUUGUGCCCGCUGUGCUACUCAUACUGGAGAUGAAGCUGUCAACAUGAACAGAAACAAAACCAAGGCAGCAGAGGCAGAGGACGUGAUCGAUCUCCCAGAUAUUUAUGAAAAUCAGGAAGUUGUUGUUGUGCACUCAGAGCACGGGACCUCCAAACCGCAGAAGACC
Dicentrarchus labrax (European seabass) is the source of this 1689-nucleotide messenger RNA. Its product is annotated as polymeric immunoglobulin receptor-like. The record is from RefSeq and is a predicted model, not a curated record. NCBI's taxonomy places the organism in Eukaryota, Metazoa, Chordata, Actinopteri, Moronidae. The transcript has 14 exons. The coding region runs from base 4 to 1470 and encodes 488 amino acids.